Messenger RNA from Formica exsecta, 3900 nucleotides. Its product is annotated as probable serine/threonine-protein kinase kinX. The transcript is spliced from 2 exons. The record is from RefSeq and is a predicted model, not a curated record. The coding region runs from base 1 to 3900 and encodes 1299 amino acids. NCBI's taxonomy places the organism in Eukaryota, Metazoa, Arthropoda, Insecta, Hymenoptera, Formicidae.
AUGGAGUUCUAUAAUUCUCGGAACGCUUACAGGAAGUGCGACGAGGUGGAGUCUAACGUGGAUGAAGUGCUGCCUGAGAAAGAGGAGCCAGAUCCCGAGCGAGGUCCGCGGGAGAAUCUACCGCGUCUUCGUGGUCUGGGAGACAAGCUGGAUUGCUUCAAGGCCAAGUACUUCGACGAGAAUCCUUUCGACAAUCCACUGUUCGCUGAAAAGCUGAUCGAGACGCCGACUCCGCCGUCGGAAUUGGACCCGGUAAAGUUUGCCUCGAGAAUCAUGGUGCUACCUAAAGACAACGACGAAUACAUCGUGCAUCAUGUCUCGAAGAAGCCGGAACGCAGUAGUCGUCAGUGGCGAAACCGAAAUCGACCGUAUGAAAUGCACGAUUCGAUACACAUCAAUUACAAGCACGAUCCACAGACCGGAAGAGGCAGGAACGCGUAUCUGCACACCGUGCGAGACUCGAGGCCGCCUAAUCCGGUGCAUAAAGCGAAGAAUCGAAAAUUGAGGCCAAAAGUGUCUAGUACCACUACGCAGUCGCCGAAAAUGCAUCAGACUACGUCUUAUCAAAACCAGGUAUACGAGGAUGUGAUGGGCAACAUCAGAAACAUGGCGAGCGCUUAUCAGGUCUAUGAGAUAACCACCUUGCCAUCGCAGAUCUUGGCGACUGCUGGUAGUGAGAAAAUAUUAAAGAUUGCGAACGUUACGCCAAAUUCUUCUUCGGAGGAAAACAAUACAUCGUUGGCGGAUGUUAUUGAUGUUGAUGACGUUACGGAUGUCACGAGCAACACGAAAUCGUCGGAGAUCAAAGGACUAGUGCCACCUCCGAAGUAUUCAGCUCCGAGAAAAACGAUUUAUAGAAAAUACAGACCGGUUAAGAGAAGAGUGUCUUUGCUGAGAUCUUCGAAUCUUCCUCGUAUCAUCGCUCAUCAUCAUACCAUCAAGAUAAAUAAGCGCAGCACGACGGACGAUGUCGCAAACAAUUCCUCUGAAAGUAUGAUUAAUGAAGAUGAAAAGACUACAACUAUAAAAUCUGCAAAAAUCAAUAUCGGAAAUGAUACAAUCGUAAAAUCAAUAGAAAAAGCGAUGCAUAAAACAAACUCGCCUGAAACGCUGGACUUGGAUAUCGAAGAGAGCAGACAAAUUAACAUGCAAGGUCGAAAUUUAUCGACGAUUCCGAAAAUCGACGAUAAGAAGAGACGAAGAAACUCCACGUAUAGUAACGAGACGAGCGAACCUUCUCACAAAAUCAUUUACACAAUCAGGGAUCGAAUCAGAUACUCGAAGCCUAAAUUGAAUACGAGAAAAUUCGGUAAGUUUAGCACGAGUUCGAAAACGGUAGACGAAGACAGCAGGCGAAAAGAGCCCCGGUAUAAUUAUCUUAAAAGAAAGAAGAAACUAAACAAUGAUUGGCGGAACAAUUCCACGAUAAUGAAUUCGACCGAAAGCAUAUUUGGAAUAGAUAAUAUAACGUCAUCGACAGAAGGUGGGGAAAGUAGCACAACUGAAAUGUAUCGUGCAGAAGAAUCUGUUCUGCGUCAAAUAAUCUACAGAAACGAUGAACAUCCAGAACAAGAAGAGAGCGUCGAUGUUGAAUCUGCGGAAAAUACCGAGGAAGAAACAGAAAAUGCGCCAAACAUGUAUCAAGUUCGCGAGGACAUCGAUGAGGAGCACGAUUUCACAACCACGAAGAGAUCGACGACUUCAAACUCGAAGAAAGUCCUGGAUCUACAAAAAUAUUUGGCAUCUGAUCCACCAGGAUACGCAGAAACAUUCUCCGAGGAAACGACGACAUUACCGAGCAAAUAUCGCGCAGACGUAAAUCAUGAGUUAGAAGACGACGAAAAAAAGCAGGACGAAGAGACUGAUGAUUUCUCCGAGAAAACUGAAGAACAAGUCGAAACGCCGAUGAAGACGGACUCGUCUGUGCGAGACGACGAUUCAGAGGAACUUUCUUCAAAAGAAGAGGAAGCUUCUGAAAAGGAUCAGACGUUUUUCACGUAUACGAAACGACCAUCGUCGGCUGAAAAAGAAAAGGAUAACGAAGAUUUCGAAAAAAAAACGUUUUAUCGUCCAUUUCCAUUUUCAAGAUAUAAAUCAAAGUUCAAAAAGGAAAGCGAGGAGGAUGAUUCCGAAGAGGAGAGCGAGGAAAAGAAUGAAGAUUACGUGUUUCCUUGGCAUGCCGAUAAUGAAAAUAAGAAAGACAAACGCAAGUGGUUACAGAACUACGAAAGAUACGAAUAUCCUUGGGAGAAGAGAGAGAGACAGGCAAGGGAACAACGAAGGAAACAGAAACGAGCCAAUAGGCUCAGAAAGCUGAUUUUCGACGACGAGGACGAAGAAGAGUCUACGAGAUACGAAAGACCCAUUUAUGCUUGGGAGAGAUACGAUGUUCCCUCCAAGACUCGUGUGAACACGCGUAGACGCGAUAUCUCACACAAAUAUAUCGACGAUAGCGAAGAAUCUGCCACCGAGAGAUUGCCAUUAACGAAGUUCAGUAGCAAAUAUAGUUCCAGUGACAGAGUAAAACCGUCAAAUGCGGGAGAGAUCAGUCGAUCCAUCAAAAAAUUUUUGGAGGAAGAUGUAGAUGACGGCUUCAAAGAGAAAACUUUGAAAAAAACCGAAGAUCGCUCUCCUUUAUUCGCACGGAAAUCAUUACCACCCAGAGGAACGCUCGUACCGGAAGACAUCACACAACCGCCAAGAAAAAAAAAUAGACGAAGAAAAAUCUCUCAAGUAGAGACGAACGCAUCGAAUAACUCGCCCUAUGAUUCGAAAAAAUUAAAAAGCCCAGGAAUCAUUAAUAAAGAAGAAGAAGAAAAUCCAGUGGUGGAAUAUCAGAAGCUGAACAAAAGUAACGUAGACGAUUCAGAAUCGCGUAUAAAGACAGUGAGUCAGUUGUCUAACAGCACGAAAGAACCUUUUUUCACGAUUGAACCACGUAAAAAACAUCGACAAAGAAUCUGGAAGAACAAUUCUACGAUUUCCUUUAAUAAUGCAUCUGCCGAGCCUAUUUUUGAACCUAUCAAAAAAAGACGCAGGAAACCUCAAGCGUUAGUUUCGCCUUCGCCGAGCGUCGACCUUGACACGAGUAAGUCAGUUUUCACGUCCGUUCAAAGGAAAUAUUCCAAGGCAGACGAGUCUACAAAGACAAAUACGUCGGAUUCUUCCAAAAAGAAUACUACGGUUAAAACGAUACAAACUGACAAUCCCGAAACUGAAACUUCAACUCCGAAAACGCGGACGGUCGAACAUCGAUCGAAAGUCUCGAAGGAAAAAAUUGUCACGAAGACUACUUAUCCGAACGAAGUAGAAAACUUUUAUCCCGCGAACAUGACAUUUGCUCGAAAAGAGCCGGAGGUAAAAUUAAAAAUCAAAUCGAGACGCAAAAAGAAUAUUAAUAAGCAAAAAGAUAAUAAUAGAAAUUCAACUGAUAAGGAAAAGUUGAUAGAACAAAAGGCUAAUAAAAAAGAUUACGGUAUUAAACUCGUUAAUACAGAUGAGAUCAAAAGAUCGGCGAUAACAGAAAAAUCUCCCGUCAAAAAUAAAGAUCCUGUUAAAAGUUUUGAGAUAAAGAAGGAUGAAGUUAAAAAGAUAAAUGAUUAUAAUAUUUACGAUGGAAUUAGUAAUGACAAGAACGAUAGUGACGACGGUGACUUUUGGAUGUCGACAGAGGCUUAUACAGUAAGCAACCUACUGCAAAAUGUUCCACCUAAUCGAAUAAAAAAUGAUCAAGCCGACGAAAGUGAAUCGAGUAGGAUAAAUGAAGAAUGGAAAGAGCAACACAGCAGCGAGACGGAAAAAGGAGAAAAAGACACGGAAGACAGACAGAGACCAUUAUUACAGGCUAAGUUUAUAAAAGAUCCGGAGCACAGGCUAUAUUAUUAUAUAGAACGUAAAUAA